Molecule: messenger RNA, 3614 nt
Organism: Mytilus californianus (California mussel)
Lineage: Eukaryota; Metazoa; Mollusca; Bivalvia; Mytilida; Mytilidae
Exons: 5
Coding region: 195-1349 (384 amino acids)
Source: RefSeq, a predicted model, not a curated record
GUGUUAUUUAAAUGCGCAUAAAAGAUUUUUGUUUACGGGUGAAUAAAUUAUAGGAAACGUAUAUAUAAACAAUAUAGUGUUUACCAAUUUUUUUUGUGUAUUUAUUGUUCUGUGGAAUAAUACAAUGGUUACAACUAUUUGAUAAGGACAUAAAACAUGCAAGGACAAUAAAAGACAAGAUUUCGUUUUACAACAUGGCCACAGAAACAGAAAGACAGGAACAAAUUAAGAAAUUGUUUGUAAGCGGUUUAUUAUUUUUUGGCUGCAUGUGUGUUUGUCUAACCUUUGGAAUUCUAACAGCUAAAGAGAUAGGAAAAUUUGAUGAACAGGAAUUUGACGAAGACAUCUUUCAAAGUCCCUGGAAUAGGAUAUACAUUGGUGCUUUUAUCAUUGCUGGCGUUUCUUUACUCCAUGUGUUAGUUAUUUGCUGCAUAUGUGACCACGAAAAGAAGAACAGACGUAAAGAAGUUGGAGACUGUGUUGGACUAAGUGUUCUUCUGUUAUGGGUUGGUGUGAUUGCCUGCGGUCCAGCGGCAGCUUUUGUUGGUAAUUUUGCCGUCCAAACACGGGUGUUUAAUACAUGUAAUGGGACAGUCCUUGAAGAAGACCGCAUAAAACCGUGUUUCGAGCAUCUAAAGACGCAUACUACAGUUUUAAUUGUAUUCCUCGUUCUAUUUUUUAUCACACUAUUAUGGGGAUGCGCCCAAAGAGAUGAAAAACAUGAUAAAUUAAGGAAUGGAUCUCCUACACAGAAUUCUAAAGGAACACAACAGCAACAUACCACCCAGCCUACAAGAUCGAUUCCAGGACCGGCUGUAGGACACCAACAAACGCAAGAACCCAAGCAGACCGCAUCAUUUAAUUUCAUACAAAGUUCAAAAUCAUCUGAGAAUCAGGAAAAUAAACACAAUACACCUAAGAAGAAUCAGGUCUCUACAAUUUCAUCACCAAUGAAUAGUCAUCGUAUUUUAUCUACCAAAGACACUGAUUCAUCAUCAAUGGAAGGAGAUUAUACAAGUGAAGAAGUUAGUGAUGAUACAAUGAGCGAUCUGAGUAUUCCAAUUAACCAUUUAGAAUAUCACAAUGACAGUACAACGAAUCAGAACAUUUGGCUUUCAAAUAAUUACUAUAUGCCUCCGCCUCCGCCCUCGACCAAUAUUGACGUUGGACAAAAUGAUCUUUACAGUAGAGAAGCUACAUUCGAAAGUCCUCUGCCACAUGCGUCUGUUUUUAAAAUGUCAAAUCAUUCUCAACAAACACGCCGUCCAUUGCCUAGGUUUAAAUCGGUGACUACAAUACCGACGGAACAACCGCCUGCAUAUGAAGAUCUGUUUAAAUACUCAAGAUAAAAACAAAUAUCAAGUUGAUAAUGGAAUAGGAUAAUGUGUUAAAUAGACAGCAACCCGACCAAAGAGCAAAGUUAACAACAGCCCAAGGCCACCAACGGGUCUUAAACGCAGCGAGAAAAUUGCUCACCCGGAGGCGAUAUUAAAGGCCGAUGCAUAGUCUAUUACAAUAAUCUACAAAUAUAUAUAUACUAGUAUGUAACACUCUAAAACGUGUCCGCUUCACCGAAACGUGUCCAUUUCGCUCAAAUGUGUUCUCAAAAUCACAAAUCGCUCAAACGUAUCUAAUUUCACUUCUCCAAAUGUCUUCGUUUAACGUAUAUGCCCUCUGUGACGUAAAUAAUGUCUACCGCAGUCAUAAGAGACUCGAUUGAAAACAUUGUUUGUUGAUCCACGUAAAGACAAAAAUAAUAAAACCGCUAUCCAAAUACAUCAAUGCAGUGGUAGUUUGGGUUCAGUUUCCGAAUAAUAAAAGAUUAACUGAGUUACAAGAAUAAAAUUCAAAAUGGGAACCUCUUAAACGUAUUGCAAGUUUAUAAAGAGCAGUCACAGAAAGUAUUAUAAAAUACAUAUAUUUGGUUUUUACAAGGUAUAUUGACGCAGUGAAAAUCUUAAUUUUAGUCACAGAAAAUGCUUUUUACAAAAGAAGAAAUAACAGCCCAAAAUAAAAAAAAAACAAAAAAACUACAAUUUGUAUUAAUUGUUAGUUUGUUCUCGUCCUAACUAUGCAUGCAGUAUUUUCCACUUAUAGUUUGCGUACAGUUCCCGGUGAUUUACUGAGUUAAUGAGUUAUACGAAUUAAAAGCCUAAAUUAUAAAAACCUGCAAUAUUUAUUAAUAGUUAAUUUGGUCUCGUCCUUAAUAUGCAUAAACAUAGUUGCCAAUUGACGUCAAGAAAGUUACUACCAAAUCUGUUUAUGGCUUUUUCAGAAACCUCGGGGUCUUACACAAGCUAGACAUCUUUGGACGUACAGUAACGUCAUAUGGACAAGUUUGAGGGGUAAGACACGUUUCCAAGUGUUUCAUAUGUAUUAUAAUUUUACUAUAUUUUGUAUAUUUUUCUGACGAACCUUCUCUUAUAUACUACCCCAUAAUAAUAGAUGUAUUGCUACAUGAUAUUGGUGCUACAUUCUUCCGAUUUGCUUUUUGCAAAUUCUUACGCAAAGAUUUCUUACAUUUUGCUUUCACUCAUUUCUUUUUUGUGAUCAACACUGCAAGGAUAAUGAGAAUAAAAAUAAAGUCAGUAUGUGUUAGGCCAUUAGGUUGAUUUAGAAUAUCCGACUUAGGCCCCUUUGGGUUGUACACAUCCUCAAAAAUUGCUUUUGACGUCUUUAACCGAAAAGUUUUUAUCUUUUACUUUAUUCAAUUCCUGUGUGCUGGUUCAUAUUCUGAACGCCAGUCCUUGCUCCUUUCAAUUGGAAAUUUUAUAUGUUUCAGAGUUUAGUGUGACGUCCAUUUUCACUGAACUAGUACACAAUUUUGUUUAGGGGCCAGCGGAGUCCGCCUCCGGGUGCGGGAAUUUCUCGUGUGUUGAAGACCCAUUGGUGGCCUUGGGCUGUUUUCUGCUCUCUGGUCGGGUUGUUGUUUAUGACACAUUCCCCAUUUCCAUUCUCAAUUUUAUUUUAUACAUGAUUCGUUUUAAAAAAUUUAAUUGUGUGCAUCCUGAUGAAGGUAAAUCCUGAAAAGAGCAUCGGACGAAACAAAUUUAUAAAAUGUCAUAUUUUCAUUUAUUAAGCAACAGAUCAUUUUCAUUUCUGUUAUUUUAUUAUAAUUUAGCGGAAUGUUGAGUAAGUCAACCAAGCACUUUUCGCCAAAUGUACACGUGCUGUGAGCUUACUUAGAAUUGAAACUGGGCGAUAUUAAAUCCAAUUUUAGAAAACACAGUAUGUGCUGUAUAUUAUGAUUGAAGACGAAACGCAAGUUUUAUGCAGAUGUUCCAUUUAUUUAAUAAUUUAAAUGAAAACUAAAAAAAAUUACAUUUUACUCUUAAAUGUUUAUAUGAUAUAUGAUAAUGUCAAAAAUCUGUUAUUUAAUUUUAGAAAGCGUAGAAAUUUCCUAUACUGUAAAUACUUUUUUAUAUUGUUUAUAAACUAUAUCUUGCCAUUUUAAUAGUCUCUUAUAUCUUGACAUUUUGAUAGUUUCAUAUAGUUCUGUAUAGAAUGAUCAUCAUUUGAUGUGGUAUUGUUUUACAAUUUACAAUUGUGUAUUGUACUUAUUGAGAGAGGAGACAUAAAUAAAGCAUUGAAUAAAAUCAGAUGAUUUAAGAAGA